AACAUACUCCGUACUCCGUACGAGUAUCUGUCUCCAACGCUGGCAAUUGCAUUUGACGUCUGUCUCGUACCCGUCCACCCAUCAAGACCCUGGCUUGGUGCUGUGCUGUGCAACAGUGUCCAGUCUCAGCCGUAAUCCCUUCCAGACUCAAUUCCAACCUCACAUUCCAGCACCAAAACUGUCCUCAUCAUCUCAGAGCACCUUGACCCAGCCCUGAUGUCUCGAAGGGCGCCUGCCGACCGGGCGGCCCAGAACGCCCAAACCCUCAAGGCCCUUGUCAAGCUCGAAGGUAACAAGGUCUGCGCGGAUUGCAAGAGAAACAAACAUCCACGAUGGGCAAGUUGGAAUCUGGGUGUCUUUAUCUGCAUUCGAUGUUCCGGCAUACAUCGAGGCAUGGGCACUCAUGUUAGUCGAGUCAAGUCGGUGGACCUGGAUGCCUGGACAGAUGAACAGCUACAGAGCAUCCUGAAAUGGGGCAAUUCAAGAGCAAACAAAUACUGGGAAGCCAAACUUGCAGCUGGACACGUGCCCUCCGAAGCGAAGAUCGAGAAUUUCAUCCGUACCAAGUAUGAGUCUAAGCGAUGGGUUAUGGAUGGUCCUAUGCCGGAUCCUUCCACAUUGGACGACGGUGAAGACAACAUGCCGCUGAAUAUUGUUCAAGAGAAGGCUAAAAUUGAGAGGUCUGCCUCGCAGCGAGCGGCUGCUACUCAGCCGCCGCCACCACAGCCGCGUGCAGCGCCGAAUGUCAACCUGUUCGGUGACUUCGCUCCUCCUCCUCCAGUCAGACCUAGUACAGCCGACUUUGCAGACUCGAGGCCGACACGAACUGCCCCGCCUGCACCAACUCCAGCACAGGCCGCGAAACCCGCAAGCAAACCACAAGACUCACUUCUAGGCUUGGAUUUCUUUGGGAACGCGCCUUCAGCGGGGAUUGGACGACCCUCUAGUGCAGCUGCAAAUCCAACAUCAUCAGCGACAAGCAGGGGGGACCUCAAAAGCUCUAUCUUGUCCCUGUAUGCCAGUGCCCCAAAACCACAACCUACUCAACCUCAGCAUGAGCGCCAGCCGUCCAUGUCAGGUGCGGCGUCACCACCUCUUGGGAAGCAGGAUGCCUUUGGUGGUUUGGCAGACGCCUUUGGUGGGUUGAACUUCUCCAGCACAAGCACAUCACCACCUCCCCAACCACAGCCAUCUUCCGCAUUCUCUGCAUUCGGCAGUCUCACCAACUCGGGGCCCAAAUCUACAUCUUCAGCUGGCGCCUCGCCGCCUCCAGCUUUGAGCGGCGGCAGCUUCUUCGAUUCUCUGCCCUCGAAAGCACCCGCCGCCAAACCGACUGUCACCUCACCUUCUGCGUCCAACGGCUUGGACUUUGCAUUCACACAAACAGCACCUGCACCCCAGCCUGCAGCCGCGCCCAAGCCAUCUACCUCAUCUAUUCCAACAGAUCUUUUCGAAGCUGACGACUUUGGUGGCUUUGCAAGCUCUAUGCCUGCGUCGCCUCCGAAGCGGGCUCCGACGAAUGUUGCCUCACCUCCUACCAGCACCGCCAACAUCAACUCCCCGUUCAAUUUGUCCUCUCCCACCACAUCUGCGCCUAUGCCUGCACCACAACAGGCCCCACAAGCUUUCAAAUCACCCGCAGUCCCGCAAAGCAACGCAGCGCUUUUUGAUCCUUGGGGCUCUAGCAAUGACAGCAGUCCUUGGGGAGCACCAGACCCGGCACCCGCCAAACCUGCGCAGCCCAAAGUGGAAUUAGGGAGACCACCAGCGCACAUCACGGCAAACGAUAUUCAUGGCGGAUGGGCAGAUCCUAUCUCAUCAAGUACUAAGCCUCCCCAGCAACCAACGGUGACGGCAGACGAGGACUUUGGAGGAUGGACCUCAGCAUCGACGACCCAGACACCCAUUAGUGGACCAGCAAAACCUAGUGGUGGUGGAUUUGGAGGAGCAUCGGAUCCAUUUGACAAUCCCUGGGGUUAGUGAGAUGACGCAUCUGAUCACGAUGUAUGAAGUGCGGGAGUGAGGAGAAAGAUUAUGCCAGUUCGGAUGAAGACAAAAUGAAUUGUUAUUGCAGCAUGAGCAUUUUUCCAUAGACCAGCAGAAAGACACAAUUGCAAGAAGCACACGAAGCGUAACACGAGGUGUGUCUAUAUAAGUCUGCGGACACUGCCC
This is a messenger RNA of Exophiala oligosperma, 2172 nucleotides long. RefSeq lists its product as uncharacterized. Lineage: Eukaryota; Fungi; Ascomycota; Eurotiomycetes; Chaetothyriales; Herpotrichiellaceae. Gene Ontology annotation, biological process: endocytosis; endoplasmic reticulum to Golgi vesicle-mediated transport; intra-Golgi vesicle-mediated transport. The coding region runs from base 217 to 1980 and encodes 587 amino acids. The transcript has a single exon. Gene Ontology annotation, molecular function: metal ion binding; GTPase activator activity. The record is from RefSeq and is a predicted model, not a curated record. Gene Ontology annotation, cellular component: Golgi apparatus.